GAAGCACAGAAGAACACGCCAACAGUUCUUGAGUGUCGGCCGGCUCUUGGCGGCCCUUGACGCUUCAUCUUUCUUCUGGGAAACGAUAUUCUUUAGUAGUGCUAUUAUUUGUUUACUUAUUUUUGGUCCUUCGUGUGUUGUGGGGAGGCAAGGCGAAUCCGAUCGUGUUCUUUUUGUUGUUCUGUCGCCUGAAGACCACACACACGUACACAUACACGCCAACCUUUAUGUAUUUAAGAACUUAACAAGCGUCUAAAUUGCUGUUUUCUUUCUUUGCAAGUUAACCCCCCCCCCCCCGUUAAACCUCGGAAGUGCUUGCAGACAUACGCACACACACACACACAUACAUAAAAUUCCAGCAAGAUGUCCCUCCCACUUAUUAAUGGCAGCAAAGUAAGUGUUUCUCACCGCACGGGCCCGCAGCAAUCGAAGCAACAUGGCGAAGUGAAGCGCCACCCCUCUCCCUCCUCGUUCGACGAUGGCGGGGGCGGAUUUGCUGACGAUACCGCCCCCACAGCCGGCACCGGCAGCAGCACCGCUGACUUCCGCAUCCUCGUCGCGGCGCGUAUUCGUCCCUUCACCGAGCGCGAAGUGAGACAGUGGCGACAGGAGCGGCGGGCAGGGCAGACACCAGAGGACACCGAAGAGGCACGUCGAGCGCGAUUGGCACUUCGACAGCCUUUUGGGCCCGAUUACAAGUCCCUCAACGCCACCCAGACCGUCUUUGACAAGUCGUGGACGCGGCGCCCGAACGACGGUGACGACGACGAUGGUGUCGGCGCGAACCGGGCCUCCUUCGACGUCCAUGAGGUACCCCUCCCCGUGGUGGAGGUAGAGAGUGACGGCAGGACGGUCGUGCUGUUGGAUGCGCAGCGUCUGCUGAGUGACAGCGGACGUGCGCUGGCCCCGGUGCGGAACGCCUUCACGUACGACUACGUGUACAGCAGCUUCGCGCCAGACGUGGAGCUUGAUGCUCAGCUGACGGAGGCGAGUCUAACCGGACGAAGGAUGAAAGGGGGCGGGGAAAGAGGAGAAGCGGCCCCCUAUGUGAUUAUGGACAACGACGACGGUGGCGCAGCCCUGACGUCGUCGCACACGCCUGCGCAGGAAGAGCAGGCAGAGGCGGAGCAGGUGGCCCUCUACGAGCAGUUGGCCCUCCCACUCGUCGAUGCGGCCCUGCAGGGGUACAACACCUGCAUGUUUGCCUACGGGCAGACGGGCAGCGGCAAGACGUACACCAUGAUGGGCACCACGCGCCAUCCCGGUUUGAUUCCGCGUCUGUGCCAGCGCCUCUUCGCGGCGGUCGCGUCACGCAACGCGGCGGAUGCCGGCAGCGGCGCUGGUCCGGCGCUGGUCACGUUGCAGCUCUCCUACAUGGAGAUCUACAAGGAGCAGGUGCGAGACCUGCUGAAGCAACGUCCCAAGAACGCCAUCCUCCACUACAAGAGCCGCUUCGACAAAAAGGACGUCGACAGCGACGAGUACCGCACGCUGAAGGUGCGUCAUCACCCAUCGAAGGGCAUCUACGUGGACGGCCUGUCGAGUGUGCCGGUGCGCACCUGGGACGAGUGCGAAGUGUUUUUGCAGCAGGGCAACACGUUGCGCACGCAGGGCAGCACCGCGAUGAACGCCAAGUCCAGUCGAUCGCACGCCAUCUUCCAGCUGCAGAUGACGCGGCGCGAAAGCACCGGUGGACGGGUGCGCGGUCGAGAGGUGGCCCUGGAGACGGUCAGCAAGAUUAAUCUGGUUGACCUCGCCGGUAGCGAGCGCCACACGCAGGCAAAGACGACCGAGAAGCACUUGGCAGAAGCGAAUAGCAUUAACGCCUCCCUGUCGACGCUGCGCCGUGUCUUGGAGGGGCUGAUUGCGAAUCGCGCGAUAGCACAAGGCAACAACCACGGUGCGGGAAGAGGAGGAGCAGCAGGCGGCGGCGGUAAAGCGAAGAAAGGGGUAGUCAUCCCCUAUCGGGAGAGUCUGCUGACCUACGUACUGUCGGACAACUUAGGCGGGAACAGCUUCACCGUCAUGUGCGCGAACGUGUCGCCGUGUGCGGCAAACGCAGGGGAAACGGAGUCGACGCUUCGCUACGCCACCCUCGCCAAGAGCGUCGUGAAUCAUGCGAAGCUGAGCGAGGCCCCGACAGCGCGGGUGAUUCGUGAGAUGCGCGAUCAACUCCGUGUGAUGCAGGCGGCGCUGCGCAGCGCACCCGACCCGUCGCACGUCGCCGAGCUCGAGGAGGGCGUGCAGCUGAGCGAGGAGCUGCUCCGUGCGAUGAAGAGCCGCGAGCUGAACUACGAGGCUCAGCUGCACGAGCAAGUCGCGCAGACGGAGACGCUGCGGCGAGCGCUGGAGACGCACCGGAAGCAGGAGACGUACUGGCGGGCCAAGGCGCAGCAACAGCAGCGCGAGGUCGAGGAGCUUCGAGAAGCGUUGUUUGAAGCGACGCAAAACGGCUCCCGGGUGCAGCCCUCCUCCUCGGCAGAGCCGCCAAACAGGACGGGCAGCAGCGGUCGCGGUGGGGCAGGCGAUGGCAAGUCACCCCAACUGCCCUCGCUGAACACCCUGACGAGUUCCUUCCUCAAUGAGCAGCACAGCGGCGUGCACGAUGUCGAUGUCGAUGCACUCAACAUAAAAGCACAGCGGCAGCGGAAAGAUCUGCCCAGCUUAGAAGGUGGUGGUGGUGGUGGUGGGCCGCCUUCUACGGCGUCCCGCGACUGGAAGCCCACGCGUGCACGCGGCACGCCGCUGUCGCUCAUGGGGAUGCGCGGCGGUAAGCAACGCCCGUCCCACACCUCACUGCCCGCGUUGCCGGCGAGUGCCCUGGAGAAGGGAGCGGGCAGCAGCGGCAACAGCGGCGGCGGUGGUGGUGUUCGUGCGAGCCGGCACAACACCGUCGCCACUGCACCCCCAUCGGGGCAGCAGCGGAGUCCGUCGUUGAAGAAGCUAUCCCUCAACGCACUCGCGCCGCGGCCGCCCUUGCCGAAGCCGGCGGAAACGCAGAAGAAAGGCAGCGACAUGCGGGCGAAGCCAGGAGGGACGGCGGUGACAGACGACAGCCACAGCAGCGAUGCGCUUUUGAUGAACCUGCGGGCGAUGGAGCCCGGUGGAGACGGUGGUCGCGGCACCGCGGAGCACCAAGACUCGGCGCCGCCUUCGUUCUAUCAAACCGAGCAGGUGCUCACGUGCGGCGCGGAAGCCGCGGAGAACAGCGACGAGCGGGGGGUCGUGGAUGACGAAGACGGUGAAUGCAGUGAAGCGGACUGGACGUCGAGUAACGCGGGCCACAGUGACGGGAACAAACAGGCAGAGGCCCCUCAUCCUCACCCGCACCCAAGGCCGCUGGAGCUGCAUGAGCUACUCGAUCUCCAGCGGCUACAGGAGCAGGCGGAGGCGCUCUACAACGGCAGCAACGGACUCAGCAGCGGGGUGCUUGAGAUUGAAGGUGUGGCCGCUACACCAUCCAAACAGCGACCUCCCACGAAGUCACCGCACGUAGCGGCGGCACGGCAGGCCCAAGCGGCACGAGAUCGCCGUCGCAGCUCGUCCAUCGCCGCGGCGAGUGCCGCAGCAGCAGCAGCGGCGGCAGCUGCGAAGAAGAAAAAGAACACGAAGUCCACGAGGAACAACGCGUCACCGGCCGAAUCGCGUGAGGCUUCCGCAGAGCCCGCGGUGGCGCAGCGGCAGCGGGACAUCACGGUGUCCGCCACGAGUGCCGGGGUCAAGAAGAUGCCUAAAGGUGUCGGCGCCGCACAUCCGAAGCAAACCCGGCGUCUUCUUUUGCUGAAGCAAACAGCGCCGAGCGACGACGACGGCAGUUUCGGCGAUGCAUUCGAGUUGCCCUCCCGCACCUCACGCAGCCCACACGGUGAUGAAGGGCUGACGGACAUCCACUCCGCCAGUCCCGAGUACCAUGAAGAGGAAGAGGAAGGUGAGGCAGAUGUCAUCGUCAGCGGUCAUACGCAUGUUCGAUCUGUGGAUGGCGGUGAAAGAGACGGCGCUGCAUUGGCGGUGGCAUCACUUCGAAUGCGCUACGAAAACAACGAUAACAACGAUGAGGAUGCGGCGGAAGGGUUAGAGGAGAAAGACGCGUCUCCUGAAGUCACGCGUGAGCCUCCAAGUGCGCUCCGCAGCAGUCGUAGUGACGCACAAACAGACGAGUUGUGUGCCGAUGACACGGAGAGCAUCGCUGCGUCGUUGAACCGCUCCGGAAAGGUAUCGGACGUUGCGCAGCGCUUGCAGAAGAAACGGCAGAAGAAGCAGAAGCGCAACGGCACUCGAGCCUCCAUCAACUCCGACACUCCGGAGAGUAGCCGGCACUACUCCACGGUGGACACGCUUUUUUGA
Messenger RNA from Leptomonas pyrrhocoris, 4344 nucleotides. RefSeq names its product putative kinesin. The transcript has a single exon. Gene Ontology annotation, biological process: microtubule-based movement. Bases 364 to 4344 code for a protein of 1326 amino acids. Gene Ontology annotation, molecular function: microtubule binding; ATP binding; ATP hydrolysis activity. Lineage: Eukaryota; Euglenozoa; Kinetoplastea; Trypanosomatida; Trypanosomatidae. The record is from RefSeq and is a predicted model, not a curated record. Gene Ontology annotation, cellular component: microtubule; kinesin complex.